Molecule: messenger RNA, 5109 nt
Organism: Caenorhabditis auriculariae
Lineage: Eukaryota; Metazoa; Nematoda; Chromadorea; Rhabditida; Rhabditidae
Source: the annotation of a GenBank genome assembly
AUGGCCGAUUUUGUCAAAAACGAAGAUGAGAAGAGAUUCUGGAGAACCGUUCGGAAAAAGCACUGUGAGCGCUUCCCUAUUUUUAUCCUCCGUCUAUAUUUAUGUCUUCAGAAAAAAAGUUUAUAAUGAAGACUUCGACUGAAAAAUCGAAAGCGAAAUAUCUCAUUACCGAUAAAAAUUACACAAUCUUACGAUAUUAAAUGUUUUGCAGUGAGUAAGUGGAAAUCGGUCCUGGUAAACGACCUCGACAACUGUCCUUUCUACAGAGAGAUACCUUCCUCCGUGAGUUACCUAUUUAUUUCGUCGUAUGGUUUUUCUUUUUCAGUUCGUGGCGAUCGAAAAUGUGUCACCCCAAGAACAAGAAAGGCUCAUCUUCAAUGAGAUGUACCUUUUUCUUUUGGUAGGCCAUUAAAAUGAAAAGUUUAUUUGUUUGUCCUGAACUCCGCAAACUCGAAAAUUACUUCAUUUAGUUUAUUUUUUUCCCUAUCCGAAACUUUUCAUAAAAACUUAUUACAUCAGAAAGCCACUUUGACAUUUAAUUUUUAUGUCAAAUCGAGUUCAGAAAACUUCUCCAAUACUCUUUUUCAAAUGAAAGUAAUCAGAUCCUCAUCUAGGCUUUUAAUAUGCGCAUAGAAGAAAAAAGUUACAAAGAAACUCAGAAACGUGAAAACAGUUCUUACUGACCUUUUUGUCAAGUGUGAAAGAGAAAAAAAUUUAUCUCCUUCAGGGAUACCAAAGCGAAAAUAUUCGUUUAGCCAGUUUCAACUCGACUUCUUUCCCAACUUCUAUCGUUCUCAACCAUUCUCUCGAUCCUUUCAUAAGGUAUUUCUCGCAAACCUUUUUAAUUAUUUAAUUUAAUCAAGGAGCGAAUUGGAGCGUUUCAAACACGUACUCAUUUCGUUGGCGGUCAUUCGUCUCGCCUGCUACAGUUUGUUUUUGUUUCUUUUCCUAGAAACGAUAUUUUCCAGGAAUUCAGAACGACGGCGUCUGUUUCUCGGUGAUCAGUAGAGCGGUAGCUACGGAAAUCGACACCAAGAUUCAUGAGUUCAUGAACGAAAUACUGAGAAAACUCGAUGAAAACAAGGUUUUUUUUGGCUCCGAAUAAUCUUCUAAUUACCAUCAACUCGCACAAAAACCUUUUUCACUGUUGUUUUUUGUCUUUGCGCUUAUUUUCCCUUGGAUGUCAUGGUACUUAAAGGUCUCUAUAGGGGCAACCUUAAGACCACUUUACAACCCCUAUAGGGUCCACUAAAGCUUGCAAAAGUGGUCCCUAUGAGGUUUUCAGUUAGUGACUCUUAUAUGGACAUUCUAGUCGAUGACGCCCCCUAUAGAGAUCACUUAAGCUUCAGGGGCUAGGGGGUCAGACCCUAAGCCUAUAUAGAGACCUCUUUUUUGUCCCCUAUAGGUGUUUUUUGCCCCUAACCCUUAUAGAGGCCACUUGAGCUUUAGGGGCUAAGGGGUCAGACUCGAAACCCCUAUAGGGACCGCUUUUUGGGUCUCUAUAGGGACUUUUUUCCCCCUAACUCCUAUAGAGACCACUCUGAGAUUCACAAGUAGCAUGGCUUUUUUUUACAGGAAUCGGCGAUGGUUUUGAACCUUUUGUUUCGCGAAGUGCACGAGAUCAGUGAAACACUGAUGUUCUUCAGUGACAUCGCGAAAAAAAUUUACAAUGUUUGAAAAAUUCAAAAUAAAAAUAAAUCAAGGCCAAGAUUUCAGGAACAAUUGGUGGGAGGCCAGGUUUUGAGCAUGUUGCAUUUGAAGAGAAAUCAGAUUUAUGCCGGCCGAUCGCAGAAACACCUGGAAGAACUCUUUGAGGUUUUUCGCAGUUCUCUUCAUUUUAUCAAUGGAAUUUCUCAGGUUGGGUGGCGGAUUUUCGUCGAGUAUAUGGGGCGACUAGUCACGUCUUUCGAAGCUGACGACUGCAAUUACGAGGUUUUUCCGAAUAAAAAUCGAUGAAAAUUUCGUGCUCAAAGUGAUUCCGCGAAAUACAAAGUAGCCGUCAGAGAUAGAAAAAGAUAACUAAAUUCGGGAGGGUCAGAGACCAUUUUGCAUUUUGCUGAAAUUACUUUGAACACGGCAUAACUCUACUAUGGGAUAAUUAAAUAUAUGUCAAUUGGAAUCCCCUGAAAAGCACAUUUAAACUUCUUUUUACGUAAUCUUGUAGUAAAUUUUUUUUUUUCGUAGUUUUUAGAAAGAGUUGUGGCUUUCCGAAAUGAUUUUUUAGAGGAAAAAUGAGAUCUUUAUAAAAAACAACGUUUUUUUCUAAAUUUUGGAAGGUAAGUGGAAAGGUCCCAAAGAGUGUCUCCUCACGAAUCUCCUUUUUCCAUAAAAUUUUAUCUUCUUUGCAGUUUGCUAUGUGGUCAAACAGAAGUAUCGAUUCGUCAGAAUUUUCGAGGCUCAAUAUGCAGUAAGGCUCUCAAAAAUGAAUAGUUGAGAGAUUUGAGCUGUUUUCAGCUCCGAGUACCGCACGAGGUCCUCUCGAUUCGUCAUCAUCGACGACCUCUGUCCGAGUUUCCUUCACAAACAUCUGAAGGUGUUCCUCCGGUGUGCCGAGUUCGGCGACCUUUUCGCCUUGGCCGAGAGCCAGAAACGUAGAAAACAAAGGCGUACCCCGGGAGACGUCGACAAGGUUUUGGAGCUCGAAAAGCCGAGCCACGAGGCGCUUUUGGCCACUUUCCGGGAGGUCGAAUGGAACAAACUCAACGUCGACGCCACUUUCCGAUUGGUUUACUUUUAUUUACGAACUUGAUCUUGCACGAGAAAAAUGCUAUACGGACAGUCAAAAUCUGCGAGCUCCUGACAUACUAUUGUCUAGAAUCUCUUCUUCCUCGCCAAUCAGAUAACAGAGAGAAACUUUUUGAAAGCUUUUAUCUCAAAAACAUACAUCGGCUAACCAACAUUUUUGUGACGUCAUCACGUUACCCCUCCUUGAAGAAGUACGUACUCCCCCGCAAGAGUCUUUGAUGUGAACUGACUUUAAGAGUUGAGAUAAAAAAUUUUUAGGCUACUGAAAAGUGAUUUUUUUUUAAUUAGCAGUUUAUUGGCUCAAAAAAACGUCCGGAAGCUGAGAGAUCAAAAACUGGGUCCUUAUUUAGGUAUGAGGCCAGUAUAGGCCAUUCCGCGCCAGCUUGUCACGUUUUUCUUUCCGCCAAAAGGCUAGGUCAAAUUUUACCAACUUCGCUUCAAGACCUUUGUUUCUUUCCGUUAUAAACGCAGAAAUUUGAUCUAACUUGGUAUACAUGCGAAAGUAAUAAAUUCCAUGUUAUGCUCAAGAAUCAGAAGUUUGUGCAUAUAAGGACUAUUUGGAUAUAAUUCUGACAUAUGAUUUGGGAAAAUUUCGUAGAAGACUCUAAAAAAUGACUCGGCUUGUCGGCAUUUGUGGAAAAAUUCAUUUAAAGAUGGUUCUGGUUUUCAGCUGGCACAGCUUGAGCGGAAAGGGUCCGCCUGUCUUUUACAACAACUUCGACAAGCGAACAAUGUCGACGCUGACCUGAGGUAAAGGUUCUUCUUUUUCAAUCUAGUGACGUCAUUUAAAUGAAAAAGUAAUUUUUAUUAUUUUUUUCCGAUUUCAGAUUCAUCAAAUUUGCGCAACAAAAAGUUUUGUUCUGUUUUCGGACCGAAAUUUUGAAAGACCAGCUAAAAUUCUUUGAACUCGUUACUCUUCCAGAGAAGCGCAUCAAUUGGUUCUGUUCGGAAAAUGCAUCGAAGAUUUGCUCCAAAUCAGCGUGAGUGAUGAAUUGCUGGACCUGUUGGUGGAUGUAAGUGAGAAAAUCUUGCAGCAAUAACCCUGAAACUCAGGAAGUCUCCAAACAUACUCUCCAGAAGCUCACGAAUAAGCUUCUGGGCGAGGGAGCGGCCCAGGCCUUGCCUUUCUGGAAAAAUUUUUCGUUGGUUACUCUCAUCAUUAUUUUCCCAUCCUUCAACACACAGAUUCGUUUUGGAUCGUGAAGAUGUCUUCAAAAUCGUUUGCGAUUCCAAUGUCCAGUUGAAGGGUUACCGCGAAACAAUGGACUACGGACGCGAAGAGGUUUAAAUACAUUCUUUUUUGUUUUUUUGUUAUUUCAAAGUUCCUCAAUUGGCAUAUGCCCUCAAUUUAUUUAUUUCUACCUUUUUAAUGGCUAUAGUAGACGCGAAAUAGGAAUUUCGCGUUGUGAAGAGUAACGAAACUCGAAAAAAAUGUUUUCUUGCUUUCGGAAAUUGGGAAGCCUCCUGAAUAGGUAUAGCUGAUUCACGGAGCCAUUAAAAAAGGUCCUGAUACGAUAAGAAAAGAGAUUGUGUCUGGUUGGUGGAGAGCACAGAAAGGCCACGCCCCUCAGCUUCCCAAGCUAGCUGUGAAUCGGCUUCUUAUUUUAUUGACUAUUGAUAAAUUAAAAAAUCAAUCAAUUAAUCAAAGAAGUUUUUCAUCUGUAGGAUCUGUGCUUCUUCACGGCGUUGUCACUAUCAUUCCGAUGCCCGCCAGAACUGGAGACCUUGUUGGCGCCCAGAGCCAUCGAAAACGCCAUCUACGUGUUCCGGCUUCUGUUUCAGUUCUCUGUCGCCUCGCAUAAAAUAGCCCUGGGGUAGGACUACUUCUCGUGUCCUUCCAUCAAAAAGUCGUCAGGAAAGAGUCGCUCCGCGGCAGAAUGCCGUCGCAAGGCGGCGACUCCGACGGAACGGCCCUCCGAAGAAAGUUGCUCUUCUCCCUCGACGCUGCCUUGACAAGACUCAAACGGCAUUUUUCCGUCUACACACAGUAUGCUCUCCAGAUGUUCAACAGUAGCUUGGCUUCUGUAGGGAGAAAAUGUAUUCCAUAGACUACUGAUUAAUCUUCAGGCUUCUUCAAUCGACGAGUAUAUCGCCGCCCAAAAUUCCCUCUCCUACAACGUCCUGCGGGUACGCAAGACAAUAUGAGUUUUUCGAAAUCUUGCGAAUUCAGAUGGUUGGAAUGAAUGAAUGGAGUCGAUUAAUCUACAUGAAAGAUCUCUUGAGUAUAGUCCGCCGUUACGACGAGGGAAACGAAGUGAGUUAGAACUUGGUUUUAGCCUUAAUAGCUUUUUUCAGAGUCUCGUGUUACUGGCUGCAGAUUUCGAAGAUCUCCUUUCUACAGCGAUGGUGGACGUUCCAGAAUAA